CGGCCUCUCCCGGCAGGCAGCGGGCUCCGAGUCGCUCGGGUGUCGCCUAGAAGGGUAUGGCGGCGACGGGCGACCCCGGUGCCGCGGAGCCCGGCCCGACCCGGCCUCUGAAGGCUUGUCUGUUGCGCCGCAACCACGCCCGCGAGCAGCACGGCGUGGCGGCGUCUUCCCUGGAAGAGCUGCGGAGCAAGGCUUGUGACAUUCUGGCCAUUGACAAGUCCCUGACACCGGUCACCCUGGUCCUGGCGGAGGACGGCACCAUAGUGGAUGAUGAGGAUUACUUCCUGUGUCUCCCUUCCAAUACUAAGUUUGUGGCCUUGGCCAGUAAUGAGAAGUGGACGUACAGCAAUUCAGACGGAGGCACAGCUUGGCUUUCCCAGGAGUCCUUCGAAGUAGACGAAACAGACAGCGGGGCAGGGGUGAAGUGGAAGAACGUGGCCAGACCGCUGAAGGGAGAUCUGUCCAGCAUCCUCCUGCUGUCAGAGGAGGAACUCCAGGUGCUCAGCGAUGCGCCCUGUGAGGACCUGGCUCAGGAGCUCGGCCAGAGCUGCGCCGCCGCCCAGCGGCUCCAGGACACGCUGCAGCGGGUGCUUGACGAGCGGGAGGAGGCCCGGCAGUCCAGGCAGCUCCUGCAGCUGUACCUCCGCGCGCUGGACAGGGAGGGCAGCGUCCUGUCAAGGCAGGAAGAGUCCAGAGCUGCCCUCGGGGAAGAGGUGGACGCCGUGGGCACGGGCAUCCGCGGAGAGCGCGCCUCCCAGAUCACACUUCCCAGCCAGAUCCUCUCGGUGCUGCGGGAGAAGCCGGCUCCCGAGCUGAGCUUGUCCGCCCGGGAUUUGGAGUUGGUGGCCGAGGAGGACCCCCGAGCACUGGCCGCUGCUUUGAACUGGGAUGUACAGAAGACGGUGGAGGCUCAGCAGGCCUGCGCCCACGAGCUCGCCCGGCGCCUGCAGCAGGCCCAGAGCUUGCGUUCGCUCAGGACUCUUUCAGCCAGGAAGAGCUCCCCGCCUGGAGACCCGCAGGGCGCCAAGCGGGCCAGACGGACCCACCAGGCCGUGCAGCCGGAAGGUGCAGAGAAGGACCCAUGAGCUGGUUUCUGCUGCCGCUGAACACGCUCAGCCCCGUAUUUUCCUCCCCACGGUCUGUUCUGCCUCCAGCCUGUUCUCUUCUAUUUCCUAUGAGCUAGUGCAACUUGAAGAUACUGCAAAGAACAAAAAGCGUUUUCUUCUUUUCUUUUGACAUUUGACACACAGGAGAAUUUUUUUAUUUUGCAGUGCUGGGGGUGAAACCCGAGCACAUAAGAGAAUUUUAGGUGACUGCUGAAUAAAUAAAUGAACGACUUCAUCAAA
Messenger RNA from Chinchilla lanigera (long-tailed chinchilla), 1346 nucleotides. Its product is annotated as DNA fragmentation factor subunit alpha-like. Gene Ontology annotation, molecular function: deoxyribonuclease inhibitor activity. Bases 57 to 1085 code for a protein of 342 amino acids. NCBI's taxonomy places the organism in Eukaryota, Metazoa, Chordata, Mammalia, Rodentia, Chinchillidae. The record is from RefSeq and is a predicted model, not a curated record. The transcript has 6 exons. Gene Ontology annotation, biological process: apoptotic process; regulation of apoptotic process; apoptotic DNA fragmentation.